Monomorium pharaonis (pharaoh ant) is the source of this 20853-nucleotide messenger RNA. It is a transcript of the gene Pi3K21B, whose product is annotated as phosphatidylinositol 3-kinase regulatory subunit alpha. Gene Ontology annotation, cellular component: phosphatidylinositol 3-kinase complex. The transcript is spliced from 13 exons. Bases 7066 to 10854 code for a protein of 1262 amino acids. Lineage: Eukaryota; Metazoa; Arthropoda; Insecta; Hymenoptera; Formicidae. The record is from RefSeq and is a predicted model, not a curated record. Gene Ontology annotation, molecular function: 1-phosphatidylinositol-3-kinase regulator activity; protein binding. Gene Ontology annotation, biological process: phosphatidylinositol phosphate biosynthetic process; insulin receptor signaling pathway.
AUCGAGUAUGCAGGUCUGAUCAAAGGGCCUCCUCAUGUUUCCCUUUCUUUGAGGGCAUCCUCGAAAUUCGGGUUUAAAUUGCCUCGUUAGCCGGUCUUCGCUUUCUUCCGCCCAGCUGGCCGGAAAAUCAAAGCCCUCCGGAUCACUCGAAAAUGUUCAUUGGGUGUUUACUUAUCAAUGUAACGUAACGUUAGCUUUAUCGCUUAAUUUUAUAUUUUAUUUACUCACACUGUGUGUAUUUGUUAUUAUUACAGGUGUCACGUAAUAAUAAACGUAACGAAAUACACACUGAUGAAAAGAAAAGUGACGCUUCUGAAAUUAAUUUGGAACGCGAAUGUGAAAAAUAACAAAUGUCUCGCAGGGUAUUUACUUUGGUUAGGGUAAUGCAUUUUUUAAUCUACAAUGAGAGAAUUAUAGUGAAGAUUAUUAUUUUAAAAAGUCAAAGUAUCCUUAAGUAGAGUUAUAUAUAAUUAACUAAAAAUAUUGAUGGGAAGCUCUGUGUAUUCUUUGUGCAAAGAAAGGUUUAAAGAGGGAUGGGGUGUUCUAAGAAAGACAAGCCUCUAAGCUUCCUCAUUUUUUUUUUUUUUUUUUAAUAUGACUCGGACACGAUUCUUUUAUGAAUCGUCAAAGAUCUGGGUUGGCUUUGAUCUUGAUUGCGUUAAUUAGCUUUCCAAGCGGACUUUUAAUAUUAUCAUUGUUCUUUGCUGAAUGAUAUAUAAAGCACAUUUUUUUUUAAAUACCACAAAAAUUUGUAUUUUUGUUUCGACGAUGACGACUGAAUUAUGUCUGGCACGAAUGAGUUUCACAAGAAGGAUCGAACACUUCAAAUAUAGAGUAUGUGUAGAGUUGAUUCUGUUGAUACACGUAACAGAGUUAACAUACAGUUUACUCGUUACACGAUCGCGUCAUAUUGUCUGUUUAAUAGCAAUCUUUGUAUGUGAGCGAUUACAGACGAGUGUUCGGUCCUUUAUCGCAGCUGGUCUGAGAUAAGAGCGAGCCUCAAGUUCGCAGACUGAUUGCGAUUCGAUGGUAAUUCUUCAUUAAUCGCUCGGAUCGCGUUAUAUAUUAGGCAAUCGAUCGAGGAAAUGUCAACGUUUUGUGCCUGAGAUAAGGGCGGACAAUGUUAUUUUGUUUCAUUCUGCAUUCUUUCGGAAAUUUUUGAUAAAUUACAAUGUUCUUUCAUAUUAUUUAUAUCCCGGGAUCACAAAUGUUGCAAAACAAUUCGACAAUUUUUCUCAUAUUAGCGUUUUGUAAAAUCAUAUCAACGCUGCCGAUAUUUCUAUAAUAAGCGGCUGCAAUUUUGAAGAGAGUAUCUCUUUGUCGACAGAGUUUUAAUUAAUUUGAUUUAAUUUUCCAUAUAUUGUUUUUUUAUAAUACCGAGAUAAGCUUGAAAAAAGGAUUUUUUUUUUACGUGGUAUAUAUACGUCCCGUUUUAUAAAUUUUGGAGCAAAAUUUGUCCGCCUUUGUUUCUGGGAUUUAUUUGUUUAAUGACGCGUGGGUUUGAUUGAACAUUAUCAACCUCCGCCAGCCGUGCGUGCCACGUUAACUAUAAAAUUCAUGUCAACGCUCGCUCUCGUUGCCCGAUCAAUAUCCGUUGCGAAGCGGUUUUCUCGCGUGCGCCCGCCGCCGUUUCGUUAAACAAAUAAUUCGCGAAAAAAAAAAGAUGGAGCUAGCAGGAAAAAGCUCGCGCAUGGAAACAAAUCGAAUUUUUAUUGUCGAAGCUGUCGCGCGUGAAGUCAUCACGAAGAAUUGAUUAACCUCAUCGUCAAUGAUAAGCGGAAAAAUUGAUUGCAAUUUCGAAAAUGGAUACUGCGGGGCCUGCAGAGAAAAAUUGACAGGAAGACGGAUGAUAUGACGGAUCCUAAUCUAUAUUUCACGUCCUUCCGAUCGUGUUAUAUAUACCAUUCAUGACGAAAUAUCAUUUGCGAUCGGAUCGGUGCGUGAAGAAGAUGCGAUAUCCGAGGGUGAGAAAGGGUGAGAGAAAAUCGAAACAACGCUAAUCCCAUUUCUAAAAGCUCGUCCGGAAAAUGUAGCAGUCAUCGUUCCUGAGAACCCGAGGUGCAAAGGCAGAGUAGUCGAAGCUCAUUCCCCCUCAGACGGCUUAUUCUCCUCACUGGAAAUUCAAGCCGAGUUUGCGCGGCAAGAUAAACCUCGAAAAUUGCUCCAGUUUUUCCGGAGACGACGUCUUCGGCUCCGAUUCUCCUGGAGGUACUGGCUGCGGAGACAAAGACCGUCGGCGCACGUCGGCAAAUCCGCGACUACCGUUUCCCCCUUUAAACCACGACCGUGCAUGCAUCUCAAGCGCAACGUGCUCGCACGGUCUCGAGCAUCUUAUUCUCAACAUUCCAUCGACUUGUUACUCAAUCGGACACGAUCGUCGAGGAGUUUUUUUCUCCCGUACCGCCACGGCUCUCCCGAAAUCGGUUCGCCAGAGGCAAUCGGAUGGGAGGAAUUCCUAAUGUCACAGAAAAUAAAUCUCUCGGCGAAACAAAAUUCACCAAACGAAUUAUCCUCGUUCACCCCGAAUUUAGUCUAUCGAUCUGUCAUCCCUGAAUUACAUAAUAAAUCCGGACGAUCGCUGAGCGAAGAGCCGAAGAGUCGCGGCUCACCACAGUUGACGUAAUUCUCAUCGUCGCGGAGGUCGAUCUCCGAGUCCUAUAGCAUCGGGAACAUAAAGAAAAACUCGUGGAGCUUUUUGUAGAAUCGUAACGCGGAGGGUAGGAGAUCGAGACGAGCGUGCGUUAUCCUCCUUCCGUCCAGCCUCGGUCGAUCCGCGCCUAGGAAUGUUCGGCAGGAAAUUUCCAUUCCACGUCGCGUUCGAUCGCGCGAACCGAAACGAACGGCUCGGGGCCCCGGCGUCGUUCCGGCACGAGUCUGCUCCCGUCGUAAAGGCCACGGGAAGAGCCGACGAGUGUCGGAGACGGCCGAGGUGCCGUUCCGCCGAACCACGAGCUACCCUCGGCAAGCAGCUCGCGGCUGGCUAUGGCUAUUGACCGAGCUUGGCGGACCGGCCGGUCAGCUGUGCGCCUCGCCGGCGGUGUGGUAUUCUCCUCCGCGGCCAGGAAGAAGCCGUCCACGUAGACGACGUAGGUGGGUGAGUCGCGCCGUUAGAGUCGGGGCCCGGUGAAGGAUCAGCCGGCGCGAGUCAACGACGGGAAACCGGAAGCGAGAAGCACGGAGCGAACGUGUCCGUCCAGUCGGGAGGUCGGAGGAGAGAGCCAAAAGCGGGGUCUCCCUCAGGAGAGGAGAGAGAAAGAGAGAGUCCAGCGGCGCGGCGACGAGUGGUGCUCGAGAGUAGGAAGGAACGGCACCUCGAAACCGGGCGUAGGAGACGAUCGCGCCGCGGAGAGACGGUCCCCCGGGGAGAGCCGCGCGCGUCCGUGUACAUAUGUCCGCGAGUGGAAUCGAAGGGGAGAGAAAGACUGACUUGGUCUUCGGUCGUCCGUCGUCGUCGUCGGUCCGAGUGAAAGCCCAAAACGUGCGACGCGCCGCGGCAUGUAAAAGCGGUGACGGAGUAGGAGAGUGAACCGGACGGAGUGGAGUCGGAGAGCGAGAGAGAGACAUACGUAUAAUAUAUACACUGAGGAGAGAAAAGAGAUAAAGGAAGAGUGAGAGCGAGGGAGGCAGAGAGGGACUUGGCUCACGGGCAACACUCGACAUGUAGAGACCGACCGGCUGUGCACGGAGAGACGAUCGCGCGAGAGAGGAGUCGAGAGAGAGAGAGAGAGAAAGAGAGAGCGCGCUAGCGAGAGAACGGCAAAGAGUGAUCCCGAGAGGGACGGCGACGAGGAGGUUGGUGGGAGGAGACGGGAGGGAGAGACGGAGACAGACGGAGAGAGAGGGAGUGAGAAAGAUCGACCGAGUGUAGGAGAGACACCGAAUGGAACGGAGCGAAAGAUAAAGAGAGAAAGAAGGAAAGAAAGAGAGAGAGCGAGAAAAGGAGAUAGGCAAAUAGAUAGGUGUCGCGUACACGUAUUGCGAGUGAGUGUGCGUGUUACGCGCGUGUUGCACACAGGCCACAAAAAGUGCAGGUCCCAGUGGACUUUUCCAUACCGGAGGAGAACUGCGUGCAUACGUACGUACAUCGUGCGUGCCGUCCGCGCGCGCGAGUGUGUGUGUGUGUGUGUGUGUGCGUGCGCGAGAGUGCGCGCGCCGCCUUCGCAAUCGCGGACGGACACGCCGGCGAGUUUUCGGCCGAGUACCUGCGAACGAGGACGGAUCGACCGACCGAUCGACCGACUCUUCUCUCUUUCCGCGGCGGUCUACGUGGUGACCUCCGUCAAGAGAGAAGAAACGGACGAGAACGGGCAGAGCCGCUCCGAAAGGUAGCCAACUCGGUUUCGUAGAGUGCGCGCGUCAGGUGCGAGCAGAAGAAGAGAGGGAGAAAGGGAAAGAAAGAAAGAAAGAAAGAAGAAGGUAGAUUUGGAUCGUCCCCAGAGGAAUAGACCAAGAGAUUAGAGGAGGUUUGGACGAUCGAGAGGAUACCCUACGCGGACGAUUUUACCGGGCGGAGGCGACCGCGAAUCACGUCGGCAGAGAGAACGGGAGGAGGUAAUAGGAUCGUCCGCUACUGAGGUCUACCUUGCCGGCCGAGAAGGAGAGGGGAAGAGAGAAGGAGAGAGCUAGAGACAGAGAACGAGUCAGCCUGGUACACGCGAACUCCGCGCACCAACUCCGACUCCUCCGCCGCCGCCGCCGCCGCCGCCGCUGCCGCUGCUGCCGCUGACUCGCGGUCGGUAAAGCAAGUCGGAGAGAGACGACGGUGUAGCGACGGUGAUCCGGCGAGACACGGCCGUCCGCGAACGCUCCGGCUGGCAGUCGUGGCCUUCUGGUGGACGUGAUAAGGACGAGCGGCGUGAUCCGUUCCGGCGGCGAGUGAAGCGGUCGGCCGUGCCGAAGCGCGAGAAAGAGAGCCGCCUGCUGCUGCCGCCGCGGAGAGGGAAGGAAGAGGAGAGCGAGGAGAACCGCGAUCGGCGAGAGAAAAAAAAAGGAUGAGGAUUCUCCUCUCGAUCGGAGAAUCCAGGUGCCGCGUUUAGUGCUACGUGCUCCAAUUGAUGACCGAGGCCCGGAAGACCUAAGAGGAAAGAGAGGAAAACGUGAAACUCUCGCGGAAGGAGAAAGCAACGUCGACGAAGAAAGAAGAAGACACGAGCGCGAGUCCUUGAUCGACGAUCGACGUGAUACCGAUAUACGUGGGCUCUCGACGACGGUGUGUCUGCGGUUAGGGAAGGUAGAGAGCCAAAAGGAAGAAAGGAAGUGGCGGAGAGUAGAGUAGAGUAGAGUAGAGUAGAGUAGAGUGGAGUGUCCUUGAUGGGGGGCCAUCCGGCGCUACGUGAUCGAGCUGUGUCGCGACCGACAUUGGCUCGGCUCCGUCCCAUCGGGGGAGAUUAGAGGUGCGACCCCCAACGUUUUACACUCGCUUCGCUCGGCAGACAGCGAGAACGCCGGCGAGGCGAGCGAGAGCGGCGCGAGGAAGGGAGAGGAGAGAGGAUCUCUACUUGCUGAUCAGCGCGAACCCCGACGGGCGAUAAGCGGCUCCCGUCUCGAGUUGACGAGCCGCUGACUCGGCGGACACACGGGAGCCGGUUGUUUCGACGUUAUUAGUGCGCCCGCGGUGUGACUUCAAUUAACCGCCAGUAACUUCCACGUUGUUCGCGCGAGACCCGCCGGUCCCCAGUCGUUUCGCGGUGGUGGUCGCUCCGCUCCGCUCCGCGCCGAUUCCCCUCGCAAAACGAAGGAGGAAAAAAAAGAAGAACACUUCCGGAUCUCCACGUGUACACGCAUCGAAGAGAACUGCCUGCGAAGGGAUCUUCUGGAAUCUCCCUCGCCUUCACCGGAGUGGCCGAAGCGACCGGCAACGGUUUCUAGAGAACCGCGCGCCUCGAUCGAGCGAGCGAGCGAGCGCGCGCGCUCGCCGUAGAUUCACCUGGAGCCACCGCCACGACUUGAUCCACCAUUAUUAAUUGCUCCGAGGAUAAUCCGACGGCGUCGUUUUCCGACGGAUUAAUUCGUCCGGGACGAAUUUCCAGAUUAACGACCGGGACGAUUGGCUCUCGGCUCUUCAUCCGGCGGGAUUAAGCGCCACGAGGAGGAGAGGAGGAUUCCCGUGUACGCUCGCGCGAGCGUGAGCGCGAGGCUACGCUUGAAAAUCGCUCGCUCGCUCACUCGCUCGGUGUCGUUGCUUGACAAAACCGGUUUCGUUCGGCUCAGCGAAUCUCGGCGUUUAUACAAAGGUCGUGUGUGAGAGCGCGCGGCCGCGCGCGCGACCACGGGAGGAGAGCGUGUGUGGUAGGAGUGAGAUUUAUGGAAAACGAAUUUACACGAGGUCACACCCACGGGAGCGGCUCUCUCUCUCUCCCUCUCUCCCCCUCUCUCUCUCUCUCUCUCCCUCUCUCUCUCUCUCUUUCUGUAUCUUCGUUUCUCUCCUCCCCCUUCUCUCUCUCUCCUUGUAACUCGCUCUCGCUCUCUUCCCCAGUUCGUCUAUCAGUUUAUCCACGCAUUCCCUCUAUUAAUAAUAACGACGAAGCCGACGCGAUAACGGAGAGAAGAGCGCCGGCCACACAGACCACGUUGAGCAAUCCUUGAAGGAGCAAGAUCUCGAUCGCGAGAGAACGAUAUCGACCGAUCGACCGAAUAAAUAUGCCACAUUCGCGGCGGCCUUGAAGAAUUUUCUUCGGACACGGGCCACCGGUACAGUCCCCGUGCGCAGGAUCAGCGAACCCGAGAGAUAUCGUCGGGCAAGGGAAUAUCCGUAGGGCGGCUCAUCAUGCCGGCGACGACCUUGAGGAUCCAAGUGUCUCCGACGUUCGAGAGUCGAGUCGCGAUCGAUCGAGCGCGUAACCAUUAACCGGCCAGCAACGGAGUCCCGAGGACUACGAGGAAGGAUGUCGGGGGACCUGGGUGGCCCGCGGGAGGAGCAGCAGCUGCAGCAGCAGUCUGGACAGGACUCGUCGUUACUACCUGGGCAAUCGAACGGCAAUCACGCGUCGUCGUCAGUCGCGAGAACGUCGACGUCGGCGGUGAGGAAGACCUAGCUUUCCUCUCGCUUGAUGAACAUCGGCGACGAUGAAGCGUGCGACGAGCGCAUCCGUUGCGGCCGCCACGGCAGCCGCCGCGACACAGGUGCACCACCAGACUAGGAUCCAAGAGUUGUUCUCUCCCGGGACAGCGAUAACGACAACGAUGAUGACGAUGACGACGACGACGAUGACGUCGUCGACGACGACGGCGACGACGAACACGAGCACAGCCGACGAGCUGGACAAGCAAAUCGCAACGAUAUCCUCCCGGCUUGAGUCGAAGGGCUCACCGAAGAUCAGUCCCGGCACGGGCGACGACAGCAAGACAAAGUCGGCCACGGUGAUGUCGCGACUGUUGGCCGUCGAUUCCGACAACUACAUGCUGCGUAAGGCCGCGACGACGACGACGGCGACGACGACGGCUACCAACGGCACCGCGGGGCCGCUGUCGUCCACCACCUCGUCGUCAUCGUCCUCCUCCUCCUCGUCGUCGUCGUCGUCGUCGUCGACGACGUUGAACGGUUCUGCGAGUAUGCAACUGCAACGGCAGAUUCAGAGUCUCGCUAUCGGAUCGGCCACCGCACCGUCAAUCCUCGCGACGUACGGCAACGGCGGUGGUGGCGGCGGCGGCGGCGGCAGCGGCGACCACGUCGUCAGUCAGCUGUACGACGUCGCGCGGGCGACGUCCAGAUCGAUGGCGACGUACGUAUCGCCCAGGUGGUACACCGCCGCGAGUAAUAAUAACCAGGCGACGAGGCAGCAUCGGGAGGGACCGGCGGCGGUCGCGGCGGUCGCGGUGGUCGCGGCGGCCGCGGCCGCGCAGCUCGAGGAGCAAUCCUUGCAACAGCAGCAACAACAGUUGCAGCUGCAAUCGCGUACGGCGACGUGCGAAGACGCGACGACGACAACGACGCCCGCGACGGACGGUGUCGAGAGCGAGCUCGGUUUCACGAGGCUGGUGUGCGCGAGACCGGUGUCUUUUCAUCGAUACAUGUGUUGGUGCGGCGCGCAACAGCAACAGCAGCAGCAGCAGCAGCUGCAGCUGCAGCAACCUGCCGUGGCGGAGGGCGUCGACGCGAAUUCGGCGAUCGGCCGCGCGAAGGCCGGCUGGGGCAGCUCAGCCACCCACGAGGGGUUGGCGAGACGAACGGCGCGCGAUGAUAAUAGUAAUAGUAAUAGCCUAUGUUGCUGCAUGUGCGGUUCUCUAUGUCCUGCAGAGUGCCACGCGUGCUUCCACAUCGUGUGCUCGGACUACAGCGGCCAGCACCUGUGCCAAUGGGCUCACAAGGGUCACGCGCUGCCGGGCGAAGUUCACGACAAGGACAAGCCUGUCAGUGAGUGGACGUCGCUGAACGUAGUUGAAUGGAUGUCAGCCCUAAAUCUGUACCGCUAUGCGGACGUCUUCAAAUCGAAGGACAUCAAAGGCAGCGAUCUGCUUCAUCUGGAUCGGGAAAAGCUCAUGAAUAUGGGUAUAAAAGAUGAAUUCCAUCAGAGGAACAUUUUGGUGUGCAUCGAGGAACUCUGCAAAACGUUGCCACCACCCCCGAUGCCGUUGGAGACGAUGGGCACGGCGACGUCGGCACCCGGCGUCGCCGUCGAAUCAGCCUGUUCCCUCGGAGUCAACUAUACGGGCAACAGCCUGACCAAUAACGUGCACAAUCUCGUGCCGCAGAGCUUCAGCGUGUUGGAGAAGUGCGGCAAAUGCCACAAAUACCUCAGGGGCCUCUUACAUCAGGGCUUUCUCUGCCAAGAUUGCGGGCUGGUCUCACACAGGACGUGUUCAGCGACGGGUUUACCUUCCAAUUGCAUAUCGGUCGACUCGGACAAUCGUAUCAGCAGGUUUACUUCAGUGUUCGGCCUCGCGCUGUGCUCGCAAUUCGACACCGCCAGCCAUGCGGCGCCGAUCCUGGUGGAGCGAUGUACCCGCGCCCUCGAGGAGCAGGCGUUCGCCGACACGACGCUGGACCUCUACAAAGUCUACCACAGCAGCCCGCCUAAUGAGCAGACCCUCAAGCUGCGACAGAAGCUGAACGAAGAUGUCUGCAACACGGAUUUAAGUAUGUACACUCCCCAGUGUAUUACCAGUAUUCUGAAAAAGUUCUUGCGUGAAUUACCAGACCCAGUAAUCCCUGUGCAAUGGUACGACAAAUUUCUGGAAGCUGCGAAUAAAAGGUGCAGUGACGAACAAUGCGCGACGCAUCUCAAUCAAUUAGUAGCGCAGCUACCCGAGCAUCAUCGAAGCACAUUGUGCCAUUUGAUGGCGCAUUUCUGUCGCAUUUGCCAGUUGCAGCAUGGAAGAGGCUACACGGAACCGCCAACCAUCCUCGUGCAAGUGCUCUGCCAUAUAUUUCUCAGGCCGCCCUGGGAGCGAAUCAUCCAAGUUGUUUACAACACGGAGGCACAUAUACGCAUAACGGAAUUGCUGUUAUUGCACGGCGAUUGGAACGAGAAGCUUCCGGAGUUUGCCAGUCCUCCGCAAUUGCCACCACGUAAAGUUUCAAGACCACAGUUUCCGAUUUUGGAUCCGUACUCGGUUCUCGAAGACGAAGCUGUAGACAGAACGGCAUCUGGCCCAGAUACUGGCAAAGACCAACAGACGCACAGGCCGCGCACGCUACAGGACGCCGAAUGGUAUUGGGGUGAUAUCACGAGGGAGGAGGUAAACGAAAUAAUGAAUGACUCGCCAGAUGGCACCUUCCUGGUACGCAAUGCGUCUUCCAAGGGCGGCGAAUAUACUCUAACGCUGCGUAAAGGCGGGACCAACAAGCUCAUCAAAAUCAGCCACCGAAAUGGAAAAUAUGGAUUUUCAGAACCAUACAACUUCCAUUCGGUCAUCGAGCUGGUCGACUAUUACAGGAAUUGCUCGCUCGCGCAGUAUAACUCGGUGUUGGAUAUUAAACUGCUGUAUCCAGUGUCGCGAUUUCAACAGGAUGAGGAGAUCGCAAAUUCGACUGACAUGACAAAGGUCAUGCAGAAGUUUCUGGAGUUGGAAAAAGAAAUAAUUGAUACGAUUCGGCAGUAUCACAACUGUUCGGAAUUAUACGUAAAAACGGCCAAUGAAGUUACGUUGAAGCGUCAGGCAUUGGAAGCCUUCACCGAGGCUAUCAAAAUGUUUGAGGAACAAAUGAAACUGCAAGAAAGAUUUCAAAAGGAGGCUCAACCCCAUGAGAUUUCAACUUUGACAGACAACUCAGAACUGUUGAAGCAAAGACUGAAGGGCUUAGAGGACAGCAAGGAACAGUUGGAUGAGAGUCUGAAGCAACAAAACGCCUACUGCAGGACCCUCGAAAGAGAAAUGUACAAAUUGAGAUCGGAGGUUGGAUUACUUGUACGACAAAAGGAUCGUCAUUCUCUAUGGUUAAAGAAGAAUGGGAUGAAGCAGAACAGAGAGGAGGUGGAUUUUGCAGUCCACUCUGACGAGAAAACGUGGCUCUACUUGCAAGGUUCUCGCACCGAUGCCGAUCAUGUUCUAAAGGGCCGGCCUGAUGGUACUUUCCUCGUCCGUCGAUCAAGAACGGGCCAGUACGCACUUUCUAUAAUGUGCAAUGGCACGGUACAGCAUUGCAUAAUAUAUGCCACCGAGCGCGGCUACGGUUUCGCCGAGCCGUAUAAUAUUCACGAGACCCUGAAACACCUAGUGCUACACUAUGCCCAAAAUUCUCUGGAGGAGCAUAACGAGUGCCUGACCACCACUCUGGCCUAUCCCGCAUUUGCGCCGUCCGCGGCACUCGCGCAACUGCAAGCCCAGCAGAAGCAGCUGCAGAUUCACAUUCAGAAUCAAUUGCCGUACACGCGACCGCUCCACGAGAAUCAACUCAUCAUGCCGCACACAUAAUAUUGGCCUGUCGAGCGUCGCGAUCAGGAUACGCUCGAAUCUGAGUACGUUCACGCAUGUGCGCACACCCACACGUGAGUUCUGCUGCAACAAGCAUUAUUCGCCGACGCGAUUGGCUGAUUAAUUGCGUCGCGCGAGCCUUCCUUGACAAGUUCGAGCACGUUCCGCUCCGGAGAAAGAACGUUUCUUCAUUUGGAACGUUUCCUAAAAUCGCGUACAAUAAUUAUGCGUAUUUUACAGUGAGAGGAAACAACUCUUCAUGCGUAUUGAUAUCGUGAAAGCGAGCAGUCUAUAGUAACGGUUGCUUAAUCAUCAUCAAUAAGUAGGUCGCAAGAUCUCCAAAAAGCGCGGAACACUUUGACGACGCGUAAUAACCGUAACAAUAGUAAUCGUAAGAGAUACUAGCGAUAGAAUUAGAUAUACACGCGUUAUUGUGAUACAAUAAUGAUCGCUUCGACUAAUGCUGAGGUUCCCAAAUGGUGCGUCGCGACAUGAUUAAAAGACGCGAUUUAUAUUUAAAAAAACGCAGAAGUAAGAAGCAGAAGAAUAAACAUUUUGGAAGAUUAUUCUAGAAAAAUUAAACUACCUUUUUAUAUUAUUGGUUGUUAAGUAUAUUAUAAAUAUUAAAACAAAUAUUUAAAUAUUUUUAAAUUGAUGUAUAUAAAAAUUAUUUGAAAGCUUAAAGCUUCUUGAAUUUUUUGAAUCUUAUUUGAACGUUUUUGUUCCGUAAAUGUGACAAGACAAAAAUAUGAUUAAGCGCGAAAGAAGAUUCGAGACUUGACUUGUAUUUUCUACAUGCGUGAUUAAUAAUGCGUGAUGGACGUUUUGUAGUCACGUUUUUGUCAACAUUAUUAGGAACGCUAAGAAAAUAUCAGAUUUAAAGGAUUGUUAGAUUAAAAAUAUUUGGGAACCUCUCGACUAACAGGACCAACAACGCGACGGAUGUCACCGGCUCUUCCUCAGGGUUUUCACAACGCGGAGAGUCGAAGGUUUGCGUCGACACUAUAGCAGGAUAGUGGCGGUAUGCGUCUCCAUCGUCACCGAUAUUCUGUUUUUCGGAACAGAAGCGUUUUUGAUUAUGACGCUUGUAAUCAUGCAAAAUUAAUCCUCUCGGAAACGUUGGCAUGACAAAGACACGCCGUCGGAUCAGCGACCGGGAUAGCGAGGUCCAUUUCGUUCGCGUAGAUUGUUUAGGUAAUCAGGGUAGUCGUCAUAUAAUCGUCUAACCCUUAACAGCCUGAAUCUUUCCCAAAUAUCGAUUAGCUCGUAUCGGGCGGUUAUUUAGUUUAAAACUAACUGAGUUAGUAAUAUUCAUUAUUAUUUAGCUACAUAGCUGCCUAUGUAGUAUAAAUCGUGCCCUUUUUAGAAAAGGCAAUUAAAAUAUUAUAAUAAUUAUUUACAAAAGCUUAAUAUCUUUUGAAUUCCUAUAAUUAUAUAACUCAGUCACUGAAGUAGUCACAAGGCUUACUGCGUUGUCAUAUCUUGUUGCGAACCCUCCACAAAUGACACUCAUUUUUUGUGCAAUAAGUUAAUCUAUCAUGCAUUGUUGUUUGAUAUAUUUUUUUGUAAUACAUUUUAUUUCUUCCUAUAAAAUUUGUAUUUGAUAUGAAUUAAUAUCAAUUCAUGUUAUAUGAAAUGUAUGAAUCAAGAUUUGCAUAAUUUCAUUGUAAUGAUGUUGUACCUAAAUACGAUCAUUUUAGGCUUUUAAGGGUUAAACGUGGCCAUUCAAAAAUCGAAAGAUGAUUGCUUCCUUGCUCGAAAUUCCCGAUCGCUUCUCAUGCGAACAUCGUUCGCGGCUCCAAGAAAGACGCGUGCUGCGAUUCGCAUAAAGAUGGCGCCGGCGUCUUUUUUUUGCGAUAUGCUGAAUUAUGAUAGUGAUAUUAGAAUGUAGUCGAGUGAAAUUCACAUAAAACCGUCUUUAUACCAUUUUAUAGUAACCGAAAAAUUGGCUGCAAGAAUCUCGCGAGGUUAUCUUUUUCAAUAGAAAAGGACUAAGGUCACAGGAUUUCUUCGAACAUUGUCAUAUAUCCUACGUAUUAACUUGUAACAUGUCUGACUGUAUUUUCUCAAAUCAUUAAAAAAAUGGACCCGCUCAGUUCUUGUAGCCAAAUCUUCGAGUUUAAUCACAAAGAUGGACCGGAUAUUUCCGUUGUCCUUUCUCGAUCGCGUUCCGCAGCUGAUCGCGACGAAGUUUCCUCGAUGAGAAAGAGAAAGAAAGAGAGCUUUUUUUAUACAUUAGAUUUCAGACGUUACGCCAAGCAGAUUUGUGAGAAAAGAUAUAUACACAUAUAUAUCUAUAUAUUGUCUGUGAUUUUUUUCGGAUUGUCUGUGAGCGAAGGGAGAAAAGUUAUCGCAUUUGUCGUUUCUGAUCGCUUUUGUCCCUAAUUUCUCACUUUCAUCUUUCUUUUCUUCCUUUUCUAUACCCUGUCUUUUUUCGAAUAUCCGUGAGUUUUCUUUUUUACUAAAACUUCAAUGUACGUCCUCGCGAUUAACGCGUCGAGUCGGUCUUUCUCGCUGUCGAGGUCCAUUUUAGCUUUGAACGGUUUCAAAAAUACCGGCGAUGAGAGGAAAGAUCAGAACGCAACAAGAGUUAAGAAUGCAUAAUAAAAACUAAAAUUGAGAAAAAAAGCUAAGUGCGAGAAAAUUAAUUGGUGAAUCACAAUGGAACGAUGCUAGUCUUUAUUCUGAAACGUAAACAAUGUUUUUUAAGAUUCUAAUAAGAAUCGAAAGCGUCUACAUUUAUCCUUUGUCGUUCUGUUGUGUGUCGAUAGAGCAUCCGUCGUCAUUAUUCUUUUAUACUGGGUUUUUCUUUUAAUCGGCCUUCUUCGUUACGUUCUGAUCUGAACCAUCGAAAUAAAAAAACGCACGGAUGCGUGCCUGAGAAAUCUCACAUUUACAGAGCGGUCGGUAAAUGGCGAGAGUGUAUCGGGAACGUUUCACGUUCAAUAAGAUCGGUGGUUCCUCAAGUUCUUCUCGCGCUACCAUAAUCGAACAGGGAGUUGAGAAUCAACGGAUUCUAUUUGAAUAGAAUAAAUCGAAUAAGUAUUGAUCAUCAAUGAGAAUCAGCUAUGUUCCUUGUUCAACGUCUGAUUCGUUUUUCAAUUUUAUCUAUUUGCUAUGUCUAAGUAAGUAGGAAUUGUUUAAAUUAAAAAAGUCAUAAGUCGAGUUUAGAAAAAUCUUGUUGAAGUAUUUUAUCAAACAUGUGGCCGAAUAAAGGUCGAUUUUUAUCACACAUCUGGCGUUGAACGCGGUCGUUCGAUUAUUCAUUAUUCACGUCGAAAAUCGGAUAACCAUUUUUAACGUCAGAUGCAUUAAAGAGGAAUGUAAAUGCGAAAUAUUCUGUUUCGAAACACGAAUGUACACGAUUUGCAAGUAAUUUUAAAUUAUGCUGAGUGUAGAUGUGGGAGUAUGUGAACGCGAUGCUUCUCAUUUGUACGCGUUUAUCACUUUUACGAUUAUAUUUAUAAUCUUCUACGUAUCGCGCGACGGAAAGGUGACCGAGCGAGAAAGAUUGGCGUGGCGUCUCCCUUUUCAUUCUGAAGAAAAGCGCAGAGCGACGAAGGAAAAAAACGUCGCGCGAGAGAAAAACGUAAUCGGUGAACGAAAGGCUCUCGUUUGCUCAUUUCGAACGUUUCGGAAUAGAACGUAGAUUUAGGUAGAGUUUAAGAUUUUUUAUACAGAAAAGGAGGAAAGAGGAAGCGGGAGAGGCAAGCGGCCUGGCUCGCUACCACCGUGAUUGUCCAAUUUGUCGUCCGUCGUCGUUCGUUUCGUUUCUUCGCGUCCUCGCGUCUCUCGUCGUGUCAUUCUCCUCUUCGAGGCAUAUUCGCUUUUUAUUAUUUUAUACGUUUCGUAUUUUGUGCUCUCUGAAGAGCAGCGCGGCAACGACGAAUAACUUCUUGUAUCUCGGGUAACGGAUUUGCGAUCGUUCUCGUUUCCUGAAGUUUUAAACGCUCUCGUGAUUGUCGGGCCGUAAUUAAUUUUUGCCGUAGGGCAAAAUGCCGUGUGCCAUUAAUCGAGUCUUUCGGUGAUGGACAGUAGUGAGAACUUAUCGAAUUCUAUUGAGUUACGGCAAUCUCUUUGCGAUUUUUCUUGUGGGAGUUGAUCUUCCGGUGUAAAGGAAAGUACGGAGGAAACGAAUCGACGACGAUGGACGACUCUUUUAUAGUGUUAAGGACGGGUUAUACAAAUAUGACCGACGAGUACGAUUUGCGAUAAAAUCUUAUGGUGUGAUGCAAUUACAUUUAUUAUUUUGUGUUAAUAUUACAUUUGUUAUGUUAAUAAUAUGAAUAAUAAUAAUAUAAUUAAAUUAAACAAUUAGAUGUAAUAUAUUAUAUCUAUAUAUUUUUAUGUUAUUUUUAAUGAAAAAUGUAUAGACAAAAAUUCUCUGAUUUUCUAAAUUUUACACAGGCAAAAACUACGUAAAGUAUAUCUAUCACACAUAUUUAAACAUAAAAUUUAAUAUUUUAUAUUCUCAGAUGCACUCAAAUUUAAUAUUUUUAUGAAAAUAAAUUUUACAAAUCAGAAAUCUCAUGUAUAGCUACAAGAUAUAAUUAGAAUUAUGAGGAAUUUUCAUUAUAAUGUUAAGAUAAUUUUUUAAUUUUUAUUUUUUUGUUUUAAGAAAUUAAUUUGAAUUUGAAUGUCUCUAUUAGUGUUAUGUUCUCUCCUUAAUUUAUAUUAAUAUUUUGCGAGCGUAAAAAUUCCGCAAUGCGGAAAGCAAAAUUGAAUGCAAAAGAAAAUGCAUUAUUUAGUCAUUUUCUCGAAAUCUAUCUAUCGCGACUCGCACUCGUCGUUGCUUUCCCAGUGGGAAAUAUUACAUUUAUACAGGUGCGUGCGUGCACAGUAUGAAUUUUUACACACACACACACACACAAACACACACACAAAACACUCAUGGAAUAGAUACACACGAAAUAAAUAAACGAAGCUAUAUAAAUAAAUAUAUAUAUUAUAUAUAUAUAAAUAUUAUAUAGAUGCGAUAUGUUGUGCGUCGAGAAAUAUAUAUGGUGCAGAUAUGAAAAGAAGAGAGAGAAAAGAGGAAAACGAAAAAAAUAUAUAUAUAUCGAGUAUAUAUCUAUAUAUAUUUUUACUUACUUUCAAAGCAAACCUUUAAUUGAUUAUUUAUAAUAUAUUCGUGCGUACAUGUAUACAUAUAUAUACAUAUAUUAUGUAUACACAUACAUAUAUAAACAUGAUGAAGCGUCAUGUUGUAUUAAUCACGCAACUCCGUGAGUCUCGUCGAUUGUGAGUUCCUUCGAGGAGGCUUUCGGAUGAGCGUGUCGAAUAAGGCACACACACAUACACACACAUACGUGCGAUACCAACAAAUCCCACAAGAUUUGAAGUGUCGAGUCAAAUUGAGCCGGAUCGAGUCGCCAACAAAAAGCCCAAGAUCAAAGGAUCGAAGCGAUUCGCGACACGACCGUCUUGAGAUUGUGCAGAUUGGUUUUUUAAUAUUUUUGAUAGAUUUCGAUUGUACGCGUAAUAAUUUUUAUCCUAAAUUGCGAACGAUCGAGCUUGAUCUAGCUUUUUUUAAAUUCGCGCGAAUUACGUGCUCCGCCUUAUAGAAAUAAAUUCGGGAUAGAGAAAUACGUGAUAUCUUUACCGUGUUUUUUUCUGGCGUGUGCGCGAGAAAGUUUCGCCGAAAUUCAUUUCGUCGAAAAUGAUGUAUCAUUUUCUUUUCUCACCAAGAUACUGUGAGAACUUUCUUUCAGACUCACCUAGCAAAAAUUUCGCGCAGUAUUUAUCAAAACUCUCGUUUCUUCUUCUAAUUUUUUCUACCCUGUAUUUCUUCACCAUUCAUAGCUAUUUACAAAGAAAUUUUGCCGUUAUUUAUUUUCUGUACGAUACCAAUUCACAACGAAGUUUUUCGACAUAUUUAUCUACCAGUGCUAAUUCACCAUUAACGCUACGUAAUUUAAUCAAAGUCCGUUUCAGAAGAUUACAUAGUGUCGAUAAAAAAUCUGAAAUCACAUACUAGAAAUCCUAAGAAAUAAGAAAACUUCUACCGGAGAUAAAUAUUUUGCAAACAAAGUUAAAAUUUUUUUGUUUUCUAAAUUACGUUAGUGAAACGUAAUAUUGAGAGCUUUUUAAUUUAACGCAUAUUUUUUUAUUUGAAUUAUAAAUAAUCCAGAUUUUUAAUCGAUACUAUUAGUAAAAUGGCAUUUCUUCGGAACAGGACAACAGACAUGUCUCGAAUGAGCUUGUUCGGAUGAUCUUGAAAACGAUCUUUCGAAUAUUUCGAGGGAAUAAAAAUGACGAAGCGUCUUGAAAGAAUCUUGCCGUUGUUUCGUAUCAACAAAAAUCGCGUGUGCGUGCCUAUCAUGAUCGUGAAAAAGGCGAUUGGCGGGAAUCAUAAUCAUCAAGCGCUGAUAAGCCGCUGUUAAAAAAUCAGUACAAUUUCGAUAGGUUUCAUCUUCUCGCCCCCAAUCUAGUUCUCCUAAUGGUUGUUCCAAAAAGGAAAAAUAAUUGACACUUUUAAUUAAUGUAAUUAAAAAUUUAUUCUCUAAUUGUUAUAUAUUAUACAUUAUUAUAUUUUAUGUAUAAGUGUAAGAAAAUAUCACACGCGGCUGCCCGGAAGCCAUGUCAAGUCAUUGUGUAAUGUAAAAAAUUUGAAAUCGUCAAAAUUAGAAAUUUCAAUCAGUCACACUGUGAAAAGAAGGAACUGGAUUAAAUCGAGGCAGAAGUAUAUAUGUGCUCCUUCCUCACACAUGAGACAUGUAUUUAGAUCGCGGAACAGGAGUGGUAUUUUCUUUCUACUAUUUUUUUUUUCUCGUGAAAGCCGGACACGGAGGCGGCGUCGUUCUAUGAUAUCCGAGCCGAUUGCUCUUUUGUACAAAGAACGGAAAAAAGGAGAUGAAGACGAGAGUGAGAGUGGUACUUCAGUGGCGUGAAUGUUUUCGGCAGGACCGGUCCGUGAAGAAUGCUACGUCGAGGUAGCGAUCGAGCUGUGCGUCACCCCAUGAUGGCAUGAUGCAAUAAUAGUUAGGUGCGCGAGGACGGUUGUCUUGGCGGUUAAAUUUUCAAGUGGCCGAAAAAUAUUAACAGCGGUGGAUUAAAUUUCGGUGAAGCCCUUCUUGAUAUCUGACAAGCGCUAGAACGAGCGUUUUAUCUGAUCACACUUAACUAUUAUUGCACGUAUGCGUGCGACGUUGAUCGCGCGAUUCGUCGGGCCGAUUUUGCGUCGACAUCGAAUCGCGACCCGUGUCGCGUCAAUUUGAGGAGAUUAAUUGGCGUUGCGUUCGAUUUGAAGGAAUUGCGACCAUUACCGUCUAAGCCGGACGAUAUUAAUAUGUGCGUGAGCCUGGCCUUUUGGUGCGUACCCCCCAAUGCUCGAAGUCGAAUAAAUAAAAGGACGCGAUCGUGAGAGAAUCGCGGUUUAAUGAAGGAAGGGCUGGCCCUAAAUACGAGCGUGUGAGACCACGUGAAGGAAUGUUUCGUCAACCAGCGCGCCUUCGCGUGUUGCAUUGUGAUCUCUGAGAAUUAACAAAAGAAAGAAAGAAAGAAACGAAGAGAGAGUGAAUGAAAAUAAACUUUGCCUUAGCUUUUGUACAAGCAAACGAAUAUGAGGGAUUGCUGACGAGAAGCGGAAAGUAGACAGCCGGAUGGUCACGAAACUUCACAAUAGGCUGACAUAAUUGAUUCUGACGAUAAAACGAUAAGUGAUAAGAAUUGAUGAAUCUAAUGAGCUGUUGUAGAUGCGUGUGAGUGGGAGGGAAUGAGAGAUAGCCUUGCAGCAAGAGAGAAAAAAGAUACGAUAAUAAUCAAAUUGUGUAUGAAUUGUGCGUAUUUGUAUACAAUGACAUAAUGAAAUUUUCUCGCGUCGGUCCAGCACCGGGAUAAACUUUUUUUCAAAGGAUUGAUACAAAGAUGAAAAUUAAAAAAAAAAGAGAGAAGAAAGAUAGGUGCACAGCAACGUAGAAAUUGAAGUUAACCGAUGCGAAUCCGCUAUAAAUCAAUGUAAUUAUUGUAGAUCUAACGAUUGUAACCGCAAAAUGAGCGCUAAUCGAACGAUUUCAUAUAAUUAAUUAAAUAUACACUCUCACCACACAAUUAGCGAUACAUAAUAUAAUUAAUUGAUUAUAUAAAAUCGCUCUCAUCGAUAUUCUCUCCUCAUAAUCAUCCGGUCGGAUAAUCUCGCGGGGCCGAUCGAUCGUAACGUGCGAAUGUGAAACGGGCGUUUGCUGCAAGGCGAUAAUAAUCGAUCAUUAAUCAAUGAUGCGGAUGCCGGUAUGAAGGAGGAUCAUGCCGGGUGCGAAAGUUGUAAGGGAGCACGGAGACGUGGGCGUAAACGCAAAAGUUGUCGACAUAAUAUUACAUUAUUAACGAACGUAUGCUGUCCCACUGUGAUAAAAACUUUUGUUUUUGCAUGUAAAAAUAUAUACUACUAUUAUAAUGCCAUAAGCGCGCGCGCGCGCGUGCAAGAUAGAGAGAAAGAAAAAAGUGAGUGUGAGAGUGAGAGAGAGAGAGAGAGAGAAAGAAUGAUUGAGAGAGUGUAUGUAUCACAUUAAAGUAGUACGCGCAUACGGAUAGAUAUGUGUAUAUCUAUAUAUCGAGAUUCACUCACGUAUGAUCACGAAUCGAUCUGGGCAUCUGUGUAUGCGCGUACGUACACAUAUACACAUAUAUACGUACAUAUAUACAUAACAUAUAUACAUGUACACACAUAUAUACAUACACACAUGAAUGUACAGAGGCAACAAGUAAAAUAUAUUGUGAUCGAGCGUGUAUACACGUAGGCAGAUUACGCAUGCGAUUACGGAGAAUGCGAAAACUUUUAUUAUUACGCACGCCAUGUAUACAUACGCUGAUGAAGGACAAAUUAUUACCGUAAUUACCAUUAAUAUAGUAUCGAACACCGUAGGAUACCACCGUUCGCCGAACAGUGCGGCCGAAAAUUUCGCUCAUUCAGUCGAUCCUCGCGGAAUUCGGCACACUCGGACAAUCCUUUUGUAUCUUUUAUCACACAUACCCAUCCUCGCCCGGAGACACAAACACACAUACACACAUACACAUAAACACGAUACACACGUACAUCGAUCCGCGAAAAAGUUUUGCAAUUUUAGCUUCGUUAGCAAUAAUACGAUUGUCGUGACGCUGUUGAUAUCUUUCAGAAAUUUAUGAUUUCCGCGUGCUUUUUUCCGCGGAAUACGGAUCAGCCAGGUUCAAUCGAGGAGACCGAACUAACAAAUUGUUCUCUCGUCCUAGCAAACGUCCAUUCUUGCGAUUACCUCGACUGUCAAUUUUCACAUUUUGUCCAGGAUCUCGUAGUUAGACGAUACGUCCAGCCUCGCAUCAGGAUUUACGAUUAAGGGAGACAAAUAAAUCGUGUGGCGCCUUCUCGCGCAAAGCGAUCUUUCUCAACGAAAGUUAGACGAGCAGCGCGAUUGUUAGCUCCGUCUCUUCGAUUACCCCGCCGCGAGAUUAAUUUUAUCGAAAAUCGUGGAUCAUUGUGUCGUGCCACGCAGAAAUGUGCGGAAGAACGUAAGUGAUUAGAAAUCUUUACGAUUGAAUUAUACACCGCUUCUUCAUUUAUUUCACAUUCUUAAGAAGCUUAAGGAAAUUAUUUUGAAUAUUCUCAAGAAGUAAAAAAAAAAAAAAUAAAAGUUAUACAAUUUUUUAAAAUUAUUUCACACGAAUUAGAAAAAUUAAUUGAAUAGAAAUUUUUAACAGAUGAUUUAAAAUGUGAGAAAAACGAUCGGGGUAAUUUAAUUUCGAAAACUAGUUAUUCCUAUUGAAGUAAUGGUGAAAUGAGUGAAGAAGAAGUGUGUAAUUGAAGUUUGAUUUGUGAAUUCGAGAUUUUGAUUGGAUUCUUGAUCGGAAUUGAAAGGAGCGCGCGAAGCUGAUAACUGGUGAGAUUGCCUUUUGAGCGCGUGAAGUUGAUGGUAUAACGUUUACUCGCUUCUUUGCGCAACGGUCAUCUUCAUAUUGUAUCGUUUAUUUGCUAGAAGUACCAUGUAAGAUCAUUUAUAUUUGCAUAUGAUUAAUAUGUUUUACUUAUAA